GUUUCACCAAUUGUUAUGUUAAUGUUAUUGGCAUAUAUUUUUUAAUAAUUUCAAUAUUAACGUGAAUUAGGCGAGUGAGCUCUACAAUGACCACUCUAAAUCUCAUUGCCUAUGCCAAUCAUCCCUUACUCUCUAAUCAUUCUCAAACCCCUUAUUUCCUACUCAAAACCACCUCAUAUCACCGGCGCCGGCGCCGACUAACACCAGUUUUGGCUACAGGAGGAUUUUCGCUCAACUCCAUACUGAAGCGAUGUGAUACGUGUAGUGGCAAAGGUGCCAUUGAGUGUCCUGGAUGCAAGGGAACGGGGAAAAAUAAAAAGAAUGGGAACAUAUUCGAGCGCUGGAAAUGUUUCGAUUGUCAAGGAUUUGGAUUGAAGAGCUGUCCCAAAUGCGGCAAAGGAGGGCUAACACCAGAACAAAGAGGAGAAAGAUGAUGAGAUAUAUUAUUCAAUCAUAUGAUAUUAAAUACUUAUACUAGUACUAAUAAAAAGGCUAUAAUUUGUACUUUUUUCUUUCUAUAAUACACAUUUCAUAUUAAAAACCAUACUAUUUUUGUUACUUUCUUGUUUACUUCCGUAUUUUUAAUUUUCUAUUCUUUUACUUAAAACCAAAAA
Messenger RNA from Cannabis sativa, 614 nucleotides. Its product is annotated as protein PHOTOSYSTEM I ASSEMBLY 2, chloroplastic. The record is from RefSeq and is a predicted model, not a curated record. The transcript has 4 exons. Bases 87 to 434 code for a protein of 115 amino acids. NCBI's taxonomy places the organism in Eukaryota, Viridiplantae, Streptophyta, Magnoliopsida, Rosales, Cannabaceae.